CGGGCGAUGGCGGCGGCUGCGGGGCCGGGCCGGGGCCGAGCGCUGGGCCCGCGGGGUCGGGGCAGCCGGACCCUCCUCCCGGGGCCUCCCGAGGCCGGGCCCCGCGGGUCUGCCCCGCACCGCGGGUCUGCCCCGCACCGCGGCUCCUCGGCCGGGCGGGGAGAGGCGCGGGGCCGGGCCCGGGGCGCUGUCGGAGGCCUGGUCCCGCUCGUGCCUUCCCGGCCGGCGUGUCUGGGCCCUGGCGAGGAGGUGUCUUUGUGGCUACAGAAAAUGAAUGGGAAUGAGCUUCUCCUACAGCACAAAGAGAGUGCAGUUGGUGCCUUGUAUGAGAUGGUAGAAGGCAGUGGAGCCUCAGGCAGGGAUCUUUCUUUGCUGAUAGAGGAUAUGAAGGAGAAGGAAUCAGCAUAUAAAGCAGAAGCUAAAACUCUACAGGGCAUUCUGAAGGAAGGCCUGGGCCUUUCCCUCUCUAGUCUGUCCAAAGAAGCCAGCAACAGUCUGGAUGUCCUGGUGAGCAGUGCAUUGGCACUUGAAACCAAGGACACUUCUCUUACCAGCUUCUUCAGUGCCAUCAACGAUAGGACUUUGGAGCUGUAUGCAACAGAAGCAAAAAACAAGGAAAUGGAACUGGAAGUGAGCAAGAUGAGGGAAAAACUGACUGCAGUGCUGCUGCUGGAGGAGCGUUUAAAGGAGGAUAUUAAAAAAACAGAAGAACACCUGGACAUAGAAGAAGUCAAAGCUGACAACCGAGAGCAUAACUUGGACUUCUUGAGCAGGAAAUCUGUGGAUAUUGGCAGCAGGAUCAGGGCUGCUGAGGAGCAGAUCACUGCUACAGGAUUGGACCGGUCGCUGACACAUGAGGCCCUCAUGAACCUGUCUGAGAAAGUGGCUGGACUGCAGCAAGAAACUGCCUCUUUGCAGAAGAAACUGGAGUCUUACCUAAAUUUACCUCCUGGAUUGACAUGAGUGCUGUCAUUCCAAAACAAGCUGUCUAUACUAUUGGUUGGGAGUGGAUCUUCCUCAGAUCUCCGUGAUCUGCAGAGGGAAACUCUGCUCUAGUAAGGCAGAAGCUGUGUGUGGGUAAGAGGAACUGCUGGAGGAAUGACACCUCAGCUACCAAGGCGGUUGGGUGUGAUGGGGUCAGUGGGGAUUAGGUCUCUGGAUCCCUCUGGAUUUGGUCUGCUUCCCCUGCCUGGGUAUUUAUUCCCUCAGCUCUGUUGCAGCUUCGUGGUGUCUCCCCCUUCCUUGCUGCUCCUGAGCUGGGAGGGCUCUAGGGCCCAUGUUGCAUGUUGCAGCUGCCUUGUGGGCUGCCAUGAGGAUCCUCCCCUGUCAAGCCUCCUGCCCCUUUAAAUCCGUGCUUGUGCCACCUGCAGGGCUGGGUGCUGGGGAACAGCCAUGUCCAGCUGUUUGGGAAGCUCAUAGGCAGCUGUCCUGAGCGAGCUGGGCCCCAUCUGAGCACAAAGCCUGCCUUGGGUUCUUUAGGCCACCAUCUUGUGGCCCACAGGGAAAGCACAGGGUGUUUGUGAUGAGCCUGAGAGCUGAGAUCAGAAACCACAGGUCUCGGAGAGGAUUUGGAAUGUUUGCAGAUGGGACUGCUCAGCUUGGUUAAACCACUGGGUUUUGAUUCAGAACUACAAGUUGACCUCAGCAGCCUGAGGCUUUGAUCAGCCCAGAAUGCUCAGCUCUGGAGUGUCCCUGCUCAGCUGGAAGUGUCUGAUACCAGCACACUGGGGCACAGCAUAAAAGCAGCUGAGCUUGCUCAGCCCUUCCUUUGGAGGUUUCUCUGCAGCUGUCUACAGAGACUGCUGCUGUCUGCAGCAGUGACAGCUCCCAGUUCAAUUCUUGGGCUCAUCAGUACUGAUAAGAUCCCCAGAUCUGGUCGUCUGAGCCAUGUUUGUCUAACAAGGAUGUAGGAAGACUGUUUCAUGGUUGCUGAUUCCUCUUGUAUUUUCC
This is a messenger RNA of Apus apus (common swift), 1950 nucleotides long. It is a transcript of the gene HAUS1, whose product is annotated as HAUS augmin like complex subunit 1. The transcript is spliced from 8 exons. The record is from RefSeq and is a predicted model, not a curated record. Gene Ontology annotation, biological process: centrosome cycle; spindle assembly. Lineage: Eukaryota; Metazoa; Chordata; Aves; Apodiformes; Apodidae. Gene Ontology annotation, cellular component: HAUS complex; cytosol. The coding region runs from base 7 to 963 and encodes 318 amino acids.